Molecule: messenger RNA, 600 nt
Organism: Pelmatolapia mariae (spotted tilapia)
Lineage: Eukaryota; Metazoa; Chordata; Actinopteri; Cichliformes; Cichlidae
Product: proline-rich protein 2-like
Exons: 2
Coding region: 1-600 (199 amino acids)
Source: RefSeq, a predicted model, not a curated record
AUGGAGGAGAUCCAGGCCCCAGACAUCCAAAGGGCCCAGAGUACCCAAGGAAGACCACCAAAGGGGGCAACCAUGCCACCCCCCUGGGAAGAGCUGAGAGCCCCAGACGAGGGGUCACCCAGCAGCCACGGAGCAGAGGCCAGAGGGGGUUGCAGUGACGUGCCCGUGGGCUCUGCCGGCAGCCAGCUGUGCCAGAGAGGACCGAGUCCCAGGCCCACAGGCCAGAGGCCUGAGGGUGCCCCACCCCCGAGAAGGCCAACACCUCCUCCCAGCCCAUCAGCCCAGAUGGUUAACAGAGAACGGGGAGUGAGCUCCUGGAGAGAGGAGACCACCUGCAAAGAUGUAACAGCCUCCCCACUGGUUGGAGAUCCCUCCAGUUGGGCCAAUGCACUAGAGGUCCCCCGCACCAGGGCUGAGUCCCCAUGCAACCACCCGCCCACCCACAACCCUGGCGACACAAUAACCAGGACCCAAGCCCCCAAGGCCCAGCCAGAGCCCCAGCCCGGGGGCGGGGCACCCCCAGACCCCCAAGCCCCCAUGCCCGUCCCGGACCCACCCAGGGGUAGCCAGGCUACCAGGCCAGUAACCAACGUCUGCUAG